Molecule: messenger RNA, 1593 nt
Organism: Aspergillus ibericus CBS 121593
Lineage: Eukaryota; Fungi; Ascomycota; Eurotiomycetes; Eurotiales; Aspergillaceae
Product: GTP cyclohydrolase II
Exons: 5
Coding region: 230-1567 (445 amino acids)
Biological process (GO): riboflavin biosynthetic process
Molecular function (GO): GTP cyclohydrolase II activity
Source: RefSeq, a predicted model, not a curated record
UCCUCCCGCCCUUCUCCAUAGUCCAUCCCUUGUCUCCCUCCCCAGAUAGUCAAAACACUGGUACUAUCUUAUCGCUUAUCAGGCUGUACUCAGCAUUUUGUUCUCGGACACGGCCACAGGCAUAUAAAAUCAGCGUCGCUUCCUGUCAACAAGUCAAGUAUCACGUCUCGUUCAUCCCACCGUCCCCCGUCCACUUUUCCCCUUAUCCUAUAUUCACGAUACACACAACAUGACGACAACACAACAAACCAACUCCUCCGCGGAGCACUACAGCAACCGCAUCGUUCUCACCACCUACCCCAGCCAAAGCGUCGCCAACCCCAUCCCCCUAACCUGGGGCGCCUCCUCGCCCACCACACGAGGUCCCGUCAUCGUCGGCCGGACCAAAAACACCCUCAGCAAGCGGAACGCCAUCGGCGCCCACGGCGGCAGCUACUCGAUCUACACCGCGCUGGCCAUCGCCUCCGGGGACCUCGAACCCGACUUCAAGCCGAACUUCCUGAACACACAACCCACCUUCAACUUCCCCAGCCAACCGGCAUGGAGCGAUCCCAAGAAAAUCGUCUCCAUGGACCCCUUCGGCCACGACAUUGUCAAACACUACUCCACCUACCUCGACUCCGGCAUCGACGUGCGCCCGACCAUCGCCGUCACGCGCGCCACCAUGCGCGUCUCGGAAAUCACCGAAGCCAUUUCCCUGAACCGCAUCCCCAUCGACGGAUCCAUCGUCCUGAACUCCUCCGGCGACGUCAAAGUCACCAAAGUGGCCGUCGAACCGGUCUGGUAUCUCCCCGGCGUGGCGGAACGGUUCGGGGUCGAGGAGAAGGAUCUCCGACGGGCGCUGUUCGAACAUACCGGGGGGAGUUACCCCGAACUGAUUACCAGACCGGAUAUGAAGGUGUUUUUGCCCCCCAUUGGGGGUCUCACGGUGUAUAUCUUUGGGCCGCCGGAAAGGGUCUCGGAUCCGGAGAUCAAGUUGGCGUUGCGCAUUCAUGAUGAGUGUAAUGGGUCGGAUGUGUUUCAGUCGGAUAUUUGUACGUGUCGGCCGUAUCUUACGUUCGGGAUUGAGGAGGCGAUUAAGGAGGCGCAGGGGGGUGGAUCGGGGGUGGUGAUUUAUUUUCGCAAGGAGGGGAGGGCCUUGGGCGAGGUGGUGAAGUAUUUGGUGUAUAAUUCGAGGAAGAGGGGAGGGGAUACGGCGGAUAAGUAUUUUCAGAGGACGGAGAAUAUUGCUGGGACUAAGGAUGUGAGUAUGCCUAUUCCUUUGGGGGUGGGGUGGAUGCGGUUUCAGGCCCUCAUGCCGGAUAUUCUGCACUGGUUAGGGAUCACCAAGAUUGAUCGCAUGCUGUCCAUGUCGAAUAUGAAGCAUGAUGCGAUUGUGGAGCAGGGGAUCCCAAUUUAUGAACGUAUCCCGAUUCCGGACCAUAUGAUUCCUGAGGACUCGCGCGUUGAGAUCGACGCCAAGAUUCACUCGGGAUACUUCACGACUGGCCGACAGAUCACCGAGGAUGACCUCAAAGAGGUCAAGGGCCGGGGUUGGGAGUCUUGGGAGGAUGUAACGGUGAGUUGACACUGAGAUGGUACUCCACAUGUUAG